AUGCUCCAGGUGUGGGUGAAGGUGGCGGUUGGCUCCUUUGCAGACUUUUUGGAGAGGGCUGCCAAUGUUUUAAUGGGUUUGGAGUCAGAGUCUUUUGUAUGUAGUUGCUGGAAAGUAUGGCAGUUGCGCAACUUCUAUAUCCAUGGUAAACCGCAAGCUUCUGUGGAGCUGAUCGGGUGCCUCGGUAUCUUAGGUGGAUUAAACCACCUGCUGGACAAUUGGUUUUGCAUUGUGAUGGUAGUAGGUGGUUUGGUUCGUGAUUGCCAUGGCGAGUUUUGUUGGGGUUUUGCGGCUGCUAGCUUGGAUGGUUCUAACGUUUUGAGAACUAAGUUGGUGGCUAUUUGUAGCGGGCUACUUUUGGCAGCUGCUAAAGGUAUGGUUUAUUUGACUAUCGCUUCUGAUUCACAAGAAGCUGUGAAUAUGAUUAAUGGCACUGAUGGGUGGUUGAGUAAUUUGGGUAAUCUAGUUGAUGAUGUAAACACGAAAAUCCUGUGGCAAAUGAGAUAA
Molecule: messenger RNA, 507 nt
Organism: Prunus armeniaca (apricot)
Lineage: Eukaryota; Viridiplantae; Streptophyta; Magnoliopsida; Rosales; Rosaceae
Source: the annotation of a GenBank genome assembly